GGAUCCAAUCGGUAGCAGACGGAAAUGUAGAUUACUCAAAGAGAGUUUUAAAUUUUGAAAUUCUGAAUUUAUAUUGUGAUGAAUGAUUCUAUAUUUACAGUGCCGUAAUUAUAAUCUGUAUCCUGCAGCAUUGAUAUUACGAAUCGUGUUUUAAGCGUUAGGUGCAUCAUAUACAAUUGUCUGCCAUGAGUACACAUUGUUCACAUAAGGAGAUUUUGGUGGAUCUUCAGGAGAAAUAUGAUAAGGUGCAAAAGCUUUUAGAUGAGGAUAGUAAGAGGGAUUCGACCAGUGAACCUUAUCGUUCUAAAUAUGCUGCAAGCGCAAUUCUGACUGACAUGAAGUCCAUAUUAGUAAAACUGCUUGAAGAUUCAAGUUCUUUAAAAUACAAGGCAAUGCUUGGAGUAGUUUCACUCAAUCUUGGACUUGUCUCUAUCGACACUGAGGAACUGUCAACUGGAGAAGAGCAGCUGAUGAAUUGUAUAGACAGCUUAAAUGAUGAUGCACUCAAGCCUGAAGUCAUCCUUAUCUUGAUAACUGCAUUGAAUCAGUUAGGUAUAUUGUGGUCUGAAAGAGGUGAUCCAGAGAAAUCCAGGGAGUAUCUGGAGAAAGCUGAGAAGUUGUAUGAAGAAUUCACAAAUCAUGCAUCAUCCUGCACUGCCGCAGUCUCCUUUCAGGACUUGUUCCGAACAUCUAAUCCUGAGAUGCCACAACCUGAUGCAGAGAACAUGUUAGAGAAACUUUACACUCUUACGCUGUAUUACUUGGCUCAGAUCUAUGGCAAUUUGAAUGAUCAUGUUAAAUCUGCUGCGUAUUGCCACACAACAUUGAAGAGACAGUUGGAAAGUAAAGACUUUGAUCCUGUUGAUUGGGCCUUGAAUUCUGCAACUUUAUCUCAGUAUUUUAUGGAGAAAAAUGGAUUCUCUCAAGCAAGACAUCACUUGGCUGCAGCAUCUUUUAUACUGGACCAGUAUGAAAGUGAUCUCAGUCUGCAAGAAGGAGACGAUGAAGCAUUAGAAGCAAAGCGAGAGAGAUUUAAACACCGUAGUGCUGAUGUUGCAAGAUGCUGGGCAAAAUAUGGUAUACUGUUACUUUCAAACUCAAAGGAGCGACUCAUGUCAGAAGUGAAUGAAAAUGAGUCAGAAACAUCAAAUACAAAUAUACAGGAAUUAGGUGUUGUGGAGGACCUGGGUUUUACAUCAUUGGAAUUAUCCAGUUAUGAAGAUCAGAUAACAGACAAAUAUGUCCUUAUAUAUGAAGAUGCAAGGAAAGUAUUCCUCAAUGCCCAGGAAUGGUUAACAAAGGCUAAGCAGUAUUAUACUUUAGAAGGGCACGCUUCAGACUGUGUUCAGAUUACCCAGGACCUUAGUCAAUUGUACAAAUACCUGGCGUUCUUUGAAGAAGAUGAGGAGAGGCAGAGUCGUAUGCACAAACGACGCAUAGAUCAUUUGGAAUCUGUAUUGAAGGAAUUAAACCCUCAUUAUUAUUUAUUGGUGUGCAGACAGCUCUGGUAUGAACUUGGUGAAACUUAUUCAGAUAUCCUGGAUAUUAAGUUACAGAGAUUGCAAACAGUAGAUGAGCGACCCACACCGCAUGCACUGCGUAAAGUGAAUCAUCUUGCUGAACAGAGCAUCGCCAACUUCAAUAUGUUCCUUGAAUCACUCAGAGACGCAAGCACAAACAAGAUGCCUACUAUGUUCAAUGAAGAUGUGAUUAGACCAGCACUGAUAGCUUAUUUUCGCAUUGGUCGCUUGUACAGCAAAAUUGUCAUGCCAGAUAAGGCAGCGCAGCUUGAAAACCUGAAGCAGAGUUUAAAUGCCUACAAGUUUCUUGUGGACUACUGCAAUCACGACAAAGAUGCUAGAAAGCACGUCUCUCUUGAGGUGGCAGUAUGUGAAGACAUGGUGAAACUUUUACCGCUGAAGGUGCAGAGACUGACUCUGGAGGUGCAGCAGGAGUGAGAAGAAUGGAAACGCACUACCAAUAGAAAUGAUUGAAGUGAUAUUGACACGGAAGGUGAAUGGACCGAGGACCCCGCACAGGAGAGGAUGGCCAAGGAAUCUGUGUAAAGAAGGCGGUCUGCAAGCCACGGCAAGCAGAGGAAUGGAAUCAGAUGAGGUAUAAGACUGGCAGAAAUGGCAUUUUGGAACUGCAAGUUGGCAUACAGCUGUAUAAAACCAAUGGCUACUUAUCUAUGUACUAGUACUUUCUUGUCGGCCAAGUACAGCUUUUGAACCCACGUUUCAUAUUUGGAGAGUGAAAGGUGAAAUUAUCUUGUAAUGUGCUGAUCAUAAUGCACUAACUGAACAAUCAGAGUGUUCAAAGUAGAAGGUGCGUGAAAAGUUAUUUCUCAUGAUCCGAUACUGAAACGGGUUGUCCACACAAUGGAAUGUGUGCUAUCUUGUAACAUUCCUAGAAUGAAAUCUGGACCAACUAAGGGUUGUUAUAGUCACACUUCAAAUAACUGGAUUAAUUUUGGACUUCGAGGGACCAACAAAAGUAGUUUACUUCUUCGUGCCUGUACACUAACUUACAGCAAUAAUUUGUA
Zootermopsis nevadensis is the source of this 2545-nucleotide messenger RNA. NCBI's taxonomy places the organism in Eukaryota, Metazoa, Arthropoda, Insecta, Blattodea, Termopsidae. The record is from RefSeq and is a predicted model, not a curated record.